Molecule: messenger RNA, 1565 nt
Organism: Helicoverpa zea (corn earworm)
Lineage: Eukaryota; Metazoa; Arthropoda; Insecta; Lepidoptera; Noctuidae
Gene: sing
Product: protein singles bar
Exons: 4
Coding region: 517-1062 (181 amino acids)
Cellular component (GO): membrane
Source: RefSeq, a predicted model, not a curated record
ACUAAUUGCGAUACAGAUGUUGACGGCUUCGUUAGGAUUUCCGUACAAAUCAAAACAAAAAUACGGUUAAUGCGUAUUAUCCAGAAAUAGAAAUCAACCCUCCCGUCGCGAGUGCGUCGCUCUAUUUUUAUAAUUAACGGCACACGCUGCGCGCGCGCACGCGACACAUUCAAAAUUAUUCCAACUUUGUGCCGCUCCAGACAUAUCUUUGUUUAAAUUAUCACCAGACUGUUUUUUCGUUUUUCUGAAAAAAAAUACCUUAGCGAGUGAAUUGAGUAUUGGCUGUAUCUAUUCUUAAAUCCAUUGUGUAGGUCAGAGUUCGAUGAACGCGCUCCCGAAACACCUAAAAACUAUUUGGUCUUCUAAAUAUAAUGUUGUUAUGAGUAAUUCUGACCGUGUAAGAGGAUUGAACUCUCCCUUAUUUCCUGUGUAAAGAUCCAGUAGUGCUGUAAACGUGUCUGAUCGAUGUUCAUCCGUUGUGUUCAGUGAAGUUAAGUGAACUUUUAGUAAGUUAAUAUGACUCGUGGACCAACGAUAGUGCGAGUGCCACCCGGAGGGGGCGGCUCUAAGGGCAUCAAGUGCUGCUGCUGCCGAUGCUGUGAAUGUCUGAACCUUGGAUAUCUGACCACCCACCAUGGCAUCAUUAAGCUUGCCGAAGCUAUGUUAGGUGGACUGUGCCAGAGCCUGCUGGUGAAGUAUGGCAUGUCAGCGGCUGGCACCAUGGGCUCCGCAUUCCAUGGAUUCCUGACGACGGCCUCCGCCUGUCUUCUAACCACCGCACUCCUCAUUGCUUGCUACGUGCUCUCCUCAAACACACAGCAGCUUAUUCGACAAUCUAUCUUUGAAUGCCUAUUCAAUGCGGUGGCUUGCUUCCUGUACUUGUCGGCGUCUUCGUACAUGGGCGUCGCGGUGAACAUCUACCUGUACCCGCAGUAUGUGCUAGUUAACAUGUAUGCCGCGUACCCGGCCAUGACGGCUGUCUAUUACAUCGGCGUAGUUGUGGGGAUCCUUCACGGCGUAGAUGCGUAUCUGUCAUACAAGUACCACAAGGGAUACCGGUGAACAGACAAACCCACAAACAUCGUGCUGGGCGUGCUGACGUCUAGAGUCUAGACAUAUACUGUGUUCUACUUACUAAUAUGUAAUACGACUAAAUCCGCAAGAAAUUUCUAAAUUUCUUCAAUAAUUGUUUCAUAGAGAACAAUAUUUGCAGAUAAUAAAUUAAUUUUAGAUAUGUAGGAUAAUCGAUUUUAAUGUAUUUUAUAAUCGAGUGAACAUAUCUGGGCAUCACGAGGCACGUAUAACAAACGAAUAUGAUUUACGCCCUACCAAAUCGAGUAACACUUCAUUCCAAUUUUAAUGAUUUUAUGCAUUUUUAAUUUUACUAUAAAAUAAUUUGUCGUAUAAUACAAAUAAAAUAGUCAUUAUUUUUAUGUUAACCUUUAAUGUGCUUUUAUAUGACUUUAAAAAAUAUUAAUCUUUGUUAUAAAAGUUAUAUAGUACCAACAUUGUAUAAUUUAAUGUGGAAUAAAACAUUUAUCAGAUUUAUUUUUAUAGUAUAACAA